Molecule: messenger RNA, 5750 nt
Organism: Centropristis striata (black sea bass)
Lineage: Eukaryota; Metazoa; Chordata; Actinopteri; Perciformes; Serranidae
Gene: lrrc4cb
Product: leucine rich repeat containing 4C, genome duplicate b
Exons: 2
Coding region: 955-2850 (631 amino acids)
Biological process (GO): modulation of chemical synaptic transmission; synaptic membrane adhesion; regulation of axonogenesis
Cellular component (GO): glutamatergic synapse; postsynaptic density membrane; plasma membrane
Molecular function (GO): cell-cell adhesion mediator activity
Source: RefSeq, a predicted model, not a curated record
AAAACCCCGCUUUAUUUGCAACACACGGAUGAUGCUGCUGUUGCUGCCACGCCACCCGGAUCGGACACCCUCACAAGCGGAAUUAUUACUAAUAGCUGCGCUUAUGUAAUCAAUACACCGGAUUGCUUUGGGGAAAGAAAACAGCAUCCCGUGGAUCCUUCCCUUUCUACUUGAUAGAAAAUACUGUAUGCCAUAUGCUCUGCGAUUUUUUUAGAGCAGCCUAUGGCAACCCAUUUGUCCUGAUGCGACGCGUGUGAUGGUUGCAGUGGGACGGAUAUCCUUAAUUUUAUCCAAUAGGCGUUCUCAGGGUUUUUUGUAGGACGCUUCUGCACCCCUUUCUGUACUGACCUUAACAAUGCUUUAAAUAGGUAAUGAAUUGUCAUGUCUGUCCACUGCUCUUUUUAAUUUGUUUGGAGUAAAUUAUCCGCGUAAAAACAGCUUGGCUGCUACAUCCAUCAGACUAAAUCUACUUUGGGGGUAUUUUUUAUGUUUUUGUUUUUUUGGAUUUUUUGAAACCACCGGUGGGAGUGAUUUUGGACUGGUUUUGGGGGGAAAAGAAGGGCCUAUACAGACUUGAUCCCCCCCAUCAAAAACUCUGCAGGAUUUUCUCCUCCUCAGUCCAGAGGAAUAUCUUCAAGUCUAGGGGUUACUGCUGCUCCUCUGAGGGCUUUCAUCGGCGCUCAUUACAUCCGAGGGAAUGGUGGCCGCACCGCAGAUCCACGCAACUCUUUCUGAAUGUUUGGCAUUUUUCGCAGGCGAGCAUCUUGACUUGUGAUCGAGAGAGACGCGGACUGCAGCAGCCUCCGAUCCCUUUCACAUGGAGAUUUGUGCCUCGCUCGUACUGCAAAUCUUGAAAACGGGCACCGGGGCCCUGCUGGUUUUUCCUCCACUGCUCUCAUCCUCGAUUUCAUUUAUUCGAGAAAAUGCAGAACAAAAACAGCAGAUGAACUAUGAAUGCUGAACACAAUGAUCUCCUCCCUCCAGCGCCAGACAAUGAGAGGUCGUAGGCUGAAGGGGGCGCUGUCCAACCCCCUCUUUGUGGUGCUUUUGGCCCUCCAGAUCCUGGUGGUGGCUGGGCUGGUUCGUGCUCAGACAUGUCCCUCUGUCUGCUCAUGCAGCAACCAGUUCAGCAAAGUCAUAUGCACCCGCCGCAGUCUACGGGACGUCCCAGAUGGCAUUUCCACCAACACUCGCUACCUGAACCUCCAGGACAACCUCAUCCAGGUGAUCAAGGUGGACAGUUUCAAACAUCUGCGCCAUCUGGAGAUCCUGCAGCUGAGCAAGAAUCACAUCCGCAGCAUUGAGAUUGGCGCCUUCAAUGGACUGGCCAGUCUCAACACCUUGGAGCUCUUUGAUAAUCGGCUCACGACAAUCCCCAAUGGAGCAUUCGAGUACUUGUCCAAGCUUAAGGAAUUGUGGCUACGUAACAACCCCAUCGAAAGUAUACCAUCUUAUGCCUUCAACCGGGUCCCCUCGCUUCGAAGGCUGGAUCUAGGUGAGCUCAAACGUCUCUCCUACAUUUCUGACGGAGCCUUCAAGGACUUGAGCAACCUGCGCUACCUGAACCUGGGAAUGUGCAACCUCAAGGAGAUCCCCAACAUCUUACCGUUGGUCAGGCUUGAAGAGCUAGAAAUGUCAGGAAACCAGCUCUCUAUUGUGAAGCCCAGCUCGUUUUUAGGAUUGGUGAACCUCCAGAAGCUGUGGAUGAUGCAUGCCCAGAUCCAAACCAUUGAAAGGAAUUCCUUUGAUGACCUUCAGUCGUUGGUGGAGCUCAACCUGGCUCACAACAACCUUACCUUUCUACCACAUGACCUCUUCACACCGUUACAUCGCCUGGAGCGGGUCCACCUCCAUCACAACCCUUGGAACUGCAACUGUGAUAUCUUGUGGCUCAGCUGGUGGCUGAAGGAGACCGUACCUGCCAAUACCAGCUGCUGUGCCCGUUGCCAUUCUCCUGCAGUCUUUAAAGGUCGCUACAUUGGGGAACUGGACCACAGCUACUUCCAGUGUGAUGUCCCUGUCAUUGUUGAGCCACCCAGUGACUUGAAUGUGACUGAAGGCAUGGGUGCAGAGCUUAAAUGUCGUACAAGCUCGCUGACAUCCAUCAGCUGGCUGACGCCGAAUGGCUCGUUGGUGACACAUGGGGCGUAUAAGGUGCGUUUGUCUGUACUCAAUGACGGGACACUGAACUUUACAAGCGUCACAAUGCAGGACACUGGGACUUAUACCUGUAUGGUGAGCAACACAGCGGGCAACAUUUCUGCCUCUGCUGUGCUUAAUGUCACUUCAGUGGAAAACAGCGGGGUGACCUAUUUUACCACAGUCACUGUGGAGACCAUUGAGACCCCGGGGGAUGAUAGUCAAACGCCACUUCCCCCAUUUGGCUGGGUGUCAUCCUCGACAACAAAAGGUACUCCAAUUUCAACAAGGACCACAGAGCGGACUUACACAAUUCCAGUUCUUGAUCUGGAUGGAGAGGGAGCCCUCAAUGGCCUGGAUGAGGUGAUGAAAACCACCAAGAUUAUCAUUGGCUGCUUCGUGGCCAUCACGCUUAUGGCUGCUGUUCUGCUGGUUAUUUUCUACAAGAUGAGGAAGCAGCAUAACCAGCAGGAUCCUGACGGCCCUGCCUCCUCCAUGGAGGUCAUUACAGUUGAAGAAGAGCUGGCAGGUGUUGCGGCCAUGGAGAGACACCUAUCGCUGCCCCCUCUGGAGCACUACAACCACUACAACACCUACAAGAGCACUUACCACCAUGCUCCAAUGCUCAGUACCAUACACAGCUCAGCCACACAGGAACCUUUACUGAUUCAAGCCUGCUCAAAAGACAAUGUACAAGAGACCCAAAUCUGAUCUUGAAUUUGACUAAACAUCCAGUAUCAACAGUUUCAUACUUGGAGUACAAUGGACCAAAACAUCAAGAUAAAAGAGGUCAAAGUGACAUUGACAUGACAGAGUCGAUGUUCAUAAUGGCGAUAAAUCAGCAUUUGGCAAAGGGACGACAUAUGAUACUUUAACAAGUGUCUUUACAAAAACAAAGAUUAUUUAUUAAAAGUAUGUCUAGUGGCUAAAUGAAGAAAAACAAUUUGUGAUAGCUUUUUAGCUCCUUUUAUUUCUCUCUCUAUCUCUCUCUCUCUGUAAUACUGCACAAGGGAAAGAAUGGUUUACAAGAAGUGAACAUGGAAUGUAUCUAAUGCAGCUCGUGAAAACCGCUGUAGAAACAAAAAUGAAUGCAAUGCCAUUAAUUUAAUAUGUUGAUUUUAAGAGCAUUGCUUUAGUAUUUAGAAGCAUUUAAAAAAGCAUUUAUUUGCUCGUUUUUCCAACAUAUCACAUCUAGUUCGGCGGAGGUUUAUAAGAGACGGGACAUAAAAUGGGUUUAUGUCAUUGCCAUCAAAUUCUAACUGUCACUCAAGACAAAAAUGAGAUCUUUUAAUGACAGAGCUCUGGAUGAUAUCACAGUGAAGCCAGUGUGCCUGAGGAGCAGAGCAGCCGAAUGAGUAACCUUGCAUUCCCCCUGUGGCUCCUAAACAACAGCCAUACAUCCUUCACUUUAAUUAAGAUUAAGUUCUCGCUCCUACUCCUCCACCUACCUUUUCUUUACACUUCAACCUUUACUACUGCUCUCCUUCUCCUCCUCCUCUUUUCUUCUUCUAUCUCCUGACUUCUCCAUCUUCCCUGCUCUCUCCCCCACUCCGUCGUGUCCUCUCACUUCUUUGAUUGUCUCUCUGUCACAAAGCUCCGGCACGUUCCUCACCCCUCGCCAUGUCUCAUUUGUCUCGCUUUAUCCGCCGGCAUGUGCUGCACGACGGCGGAAUAUUGCUUGAGAAAAUGAAGGGGAGCAUACGGCUGCAGUCUGUAGCUUCCCUGUUAACCCAGUAAUGAUCUACGUCCACUCAGUGUCGCGUUACCUUGCCAUCACCCCAGGGUCACACGAGCUCAGGCGCUGAUAGUCCAUCUGUUAUACAGAUAAAGAGGCAAAUGAGGCUGCUUUGUAAUGUAGUGUGACCCUGUCAGACUAACGCAGACGGGGCUAACAUAGUCAGUGAAGCAGCUAGGAACCUGCAACAAAAUAAGAGGAGAUGGGUUAUAGCUCAUUAAUCUGUAUCAGCAGUUCAUUUGCGGACUAACAGAGGAAAGCUGAUAACAAAACAGCAUGGGACUUUUCCACUCUCCCUGUGCCCAACAUCUAACAAGGGGUAGAGGCCUUUGAUAUUGAAGCGACCCCUGCUCAGUCUCAUUUUUGUCAGAGGAGAACACACACACUUUGAUGUUGCAUCAUUUAUAGACCAUCAAAACAUUGUCUCUCCUGUAGUCUGUUUACACUUUGCCUUUUUCAUUUAGUCUUUCAAAGAGGAGGGCUUAAGGAAGAGGGAGGGAGGGGAUGAAGAAUGAAGAACAGGAGGAAGAGGAGUGCAGCGGGGGCAGACCGACAACGGUCAUGAGGGGUCUUCAAACAGAUAUAUUGCAGAUAUGAAGGGAGAGAAGAGGAAAAAAAAAGAUAAGGAAUAAGGAGGCAAAACUAGCCAUCAGGCUGUCGCCAUGGAAACAGUGACCUUGUGCAGAAAGUAAGAAGAGGUAGAUAUGCCUUUUCGCUUUGGUCUCUGUGCAACAAGCAUAUUUUAAUUUCCCACUGGCGGGUAGCCAAACGCAACAGAUUAUUGACAAAACUGACAUAAUGGAAUGUGUAUUUACAAACGAUUUUGAUGGGAUUCGACCUGCGCGUGACGUGACGUCAGAGCAGCAGCGUUUCAGUUAUUUCAGAUGUGAAAAUUUAACAUAAUGUCAGCUCUUACUCGCCUUAUUGAUUUCCACCUCACUGCUACCACAGCUUAUAGUAUGAGACAUAAUAAAAAGCACUUUUGCUCACAAAAGAGCUUACACUUCUCAUUAAAUGCAUGCUUUCAUUUUUAUAAAACAACAGCAGGGUGAUAAAUAAAGAUGCAACAUUUAAAGACUGGCCAUAUCAGAAACAGAAAACUAUUUAUCAUCAGCCCUUCAUUGAGUGUUAUGAAUGGAGAGAAAAAGUGCCGUCAGCGGUGAUAUCACUGAGUGAACCAUUCUUUCCCUUUCCACUGUUUUCUUUUUCAAUGCUCAAUUCCUUUUCAAUGCUUUUGGUGGCUUAAUGAUUCAAUGUUGAUGCUGGCUACAGUGAAAAAAAAAAGGUUGAGAUUUAUAUAUAUUUAAAUAUAUAUAUAUAUUUGGGGAUUAGGGUUGUGAGUAAUUCAGAAUGAAUGAAAUGUCUCUGUAUUGGUAUUCCGGAGUAAGAUGGCUUUAUUUGGAAGAUGUAUUUGAAUGCCAGAGUGAAAUUAAGACUGACCUGCAGAAUGUUGGACUUGAAAUACCAGCAGAGUGAGCUCGAUUUUUGUGCAAAACCCCAAGCCAAGGUGAUCAAAUUCUUGUGUGUUAUUCUGCCAACUGUCUAUGUAUGGGGGAGGGUUACUGUAUGUGGGGAUGUUCUCUCUCAUUUUUGGAGAGAAUAAUCAUCAAAUGGUUAAAUUUCUACAAAAAAAAAAUAUUUUCAAAAACAUAAUGCAAAAAAAAAAAAGAUCUUCAGAUCAUAAUUUUACAUGUGCUUCAAUUGUUAAAAAAAAGACAAAAAAGCAAAACAAAAAAAACAACAAAAAAAAAAACAAGAGACUGUGCUUGUAAGUCCAACUAAUUUCUCUGAGGAUGAUGUUCAAUUAUUGAUACCUGAGAUUGUAGUUCAUACUGUACAUGAAUACAAAUAAAAAUUGCAAUUCUUUUUUUUCCAA